Messenger RNA from Salvelinus fontinalis (brook trout), 2082 nucleotides. RefSeq names its product E3 ubiquitin-protein ligase RING2-A-like. The coding region runs from base 310 to 1272 and encodes 320 amino acids. Lineage: Eukaryota; Metazoa; Chordata; Actinopteri; Salmoniformes; Salmonidae. The record is from RefSeq and is a predicted model, not a curated record. The transcript is spliced from 5 exons. Gene Ontology annotation, biological process: negative regulation of DNA-templated transcription. Gene Ontology annotation, molecular function: chromatin binding; ubiquitin protein ligase activity. Gene Ontology annotation, cellular component: ubiquitin ligase complex; PcG protein complex.
AGCUAUUUGCAAGGGAAAUCGAAGUUGCUUCCCCACAUAUCCGGCGAAAAGUAAGAAAGAUGGCUACAGAGAGAUUCCAAACCUGUCGUCUUUGAUUAAUUAUUGUCAUUCUGGAUGGAAUAUAGCGAUGGUAUCACCCCCUCAAAAAUACAUCGUGACGGAAAAUAACCUUGUCACAGGUGGUCAUAGUGGCACGAGCUUGAAAGUCUCUCGUUACAAUCAAGUGUCCAUAGCAAGCUAGCUAACGUUAGUUGUGCUGCUAGCGUAGCCACACCGGCCAGCUGUCCUUCGAAUUCCUUGGAGGCGAUCAUGGACAGCACAGAGAUAGCAGUGUCCCCCAGGAGCCUCCACAGUGAGCUGAUGUGCCCCAUCUGUCUGGACAUGCUGAAGAACACCAUGACCACUAAGGAGUGCCUGCACCGCUUCUGCUCCGACUGCAUCGUCACUGCACUCCGAUCAGGGAACAAGGAAUGCCCCACGUGCCGAAAGAAGCUGGUGUCGAGACGCUCGUUGCGCCGUGACUCCAACUUCGACGCCCUCAUCUCAAAGAUCUACCCCAGCCGGGACGAGUACGAGGCCCACCAGGACCGGGUGCUGGAGAGACUCAACCGACUGCACAACAAGCAGGCCCUCAGCUCCAGCAUUGAGGAGGGGCUGCGCAUGCAGGCACUUAACAGAGCCCAGCGAGUGCGCAAACCGGCGCAGGAGAGCGACAACACAACCUUCAGUGGUGGCGAGGACAAUGGGGACACACGGUCACACCUCUCCCACGACUCCGCUCCCUCCCAUGCGCCCCUCCCCCCGAGCCACACCCCCUCUGAGGCCGGGCACACCCGGAACCCCAAGCGGCCCAGAGAAUCUAACGGGUCGGUCCCGGAGGUGGGCAGCCCCACGCCACCAGUCAGCUGCCACAAAGAGAGCCCCAGCUCUGAGAUAGAGCUGGUGUUCCGCCCGCACCCCAUGCUGGUCAACACACAGGACUACAGCCAGACCAGAUAUGUGAAGACCACAGCCAAUGCAACAGUGGACCACCUGUCUAAGUACCUGGCUCUGCGUAUCGCUCUGGAGGACAGACAAAGAGACAUAGGGACAGAGAAAGAGGGGGGUGCUAAAGGAGAAGCAGCAGUAGAAGGGGCCAGCCUGAAGAAUAUCAGUGAGAAACAAUACACCAUCUACAUUCCCACAUCAGGGGGCCAGUUCUCUGUGAGUACACAAGCGUAUCAGUCAUCUUUUUUCAGGGUGGUGGGAGCUAUUAUCAGUGAAUUAGGUUAAAAAUGGACCCCUCAGCUGUCCUAUUUAUCUCCUGCUCUACUUUCAUCCUCAUCCAUUGCUUUGACUUGUACCUCUGACUCACGUUUCUUUUGUUCUCUAUACCUCAGACUCUCAACGGCUCCUUGACUCUGGAGCUGGUAAAUGAGAAGUACUGGAAGGUCAGAAAGCCUCUGGAGCUCUACUAUGCCCCCACCAAGGACCAACAGCCCCAACCAUCACAGCCCAAAGAGGGGUGAGGAGCACUCCCUCUGACCAUGCGUGUCAGAGAGACUAAGAGUUGUGUGCUGCGUGUAGCUGCUUCGAAGGUAGUCAUUGGGAACAUUCCAUAGAUUGCCGGUCUCAACAUUCUGUUUUCAGUAGCCUCAAAUCAAACGAGUGUAAAGUUCAGAAAUCCUACAAAGUAGACGAUUCAUCAUUGAUACAAGGGUUGACUUAAUGCUGUCUGGACUGGCACACAGACAACAUACGUAGUCCAACCUUUCAAGUAUUGAUGCUUGGCAUUGCACCAAGACGGUUGAUACAUUUCAGAUCCGUGUGAGAAUUUUAUUGGAAGAUUAACCUUUGAGACUUGGGAUGACCUGAGGUCAUGAAGGAUUAAAUAUUAUGCAAGAAUACUGCAUUAGAUUUCUUUGUGGAAAUUUGAAAAUGUAAUAAGACAUGACUGGAGAACGUCAAGUAGUAACUGUCAGUGGAAUGUAUCCUGACCAUAGGGCUAGUUCCAUGACUUAUCUGAUGCACUUUGAGGUAAGCGAACCCAUGCCAGAAGAACAGUGUUAUCUUUGUACAAUUAAAGCAAUAUCCCACUUGGAA